Molecule: messenger RNA, 909 nt
Organism: Rotaria sp. Silwood1
Lineage: Eukaryota; Metazoa; Rotifera; Eurotatoria; Philodinida; Philodinidae
Source: the annotation of a GenBank genome assembly
AUGAAUCUUACUAGUCAUGUCACGGAAUUAACCAUUUAUAAUGAAAGAUAUGUUCCAUUAAAUGUUUAUUGCCUGAAAAAUUUAAAUAAAUUAGUUAUUUAUGAUACGGAUUUUUAUGAAUAUAGCUUGGAUGAUGAAAGUAUUCGAGCAAUUCCAUCGGAAAUUGGACUAUUAAGAUCACUUCGUACUUUACAUAUUUAUAAUAGUCCAGUAGAACGUUUACCUAAUGAAUUUGGAAACUUAGAUUUGUUAACAGAAUUAUUUAUUGUGAAUAGUGAUUUAAAAGAAAUACCUACUGUUAUUGAAAAUCUAUCACAACUAAUAACAUUGAAAUUAUCUGAUAAUCAAUUAGUAUUGUUACCAUCUACUUUUGGAAAAUUGAGAAGUUUAAGGACAUUAUGGUUAGAUAACAAUAGAAUAACAUCAUUACCAUCAACGAUGUCAUCUUUAACAUCUUUGAACACAAUAUAUUUACAAUCGAAUCCACUGACCUCAAUCGAUGAAUUAAAUGGCAUGAAUAGCAUACAAAAUUUAUACGCUCAAAAUUGCAAUAUAAAGUAUCUUCCUACUCGUAUGUCUUAUAUAACGUAUUUCAACAUGUCACAUAAUAAUUUGGAAGAUUUAUUUGGCAUCAGUACCUUGGGAACUCCUAGUUAUUAUAGAAUUAUGGAUUUUAGUUAUAAUCAAAUUGAUUUAAUUCCACCAGAAAUUUCUCAAAACAUUGGUUUACUGCAACAGUUUUUAGUAAAGCAUAACAAAUUAACACAUCUACCAAAAGAAUUGUUUGGCUUAUAUAAUUCUCCUGCUACUAUUUUAGAUAUUAGUGAAAAUAAUUUUCCACCUGAGGAACUGAAUUUAAUCAAAGAAACAAUCAGAACCAGGUUGCCGCAAAUUCAAGUAUUUUAUUGA